AUGGCAGACGAUAUCGAGGUCGCCCUUAAGAAGUUGAUAUCCGGUGUGGAUGGACUGGAAGGUAUUGUUAUCAGUGACCGGGAUGGAGUUCCUGUCGCGAAGGUGCUGAACGGCGACGUUCCAGAGGCUGCGUCUCGACCUGGAUUUCUGGCUACUUUCUCAAUGGCGACGGAACAGGCCAGUAAGUUGGGAUUGGGGGCCAACAAGAGUUUAAUUUGCUUUUACGACAACUGCCAAGUCGUACACUUAAACUUUACGCCUCUGGUUGCCACCCUAUUGGCACGCGUGGAUGCAAACACAGGAGUGUUGCUAGGUAUGAGUGCACAGCUCAACGAAUCUGUUCAACAGCUUAGCGACUAUAUUUGA
Messenger RNA from Sycon ciliatum, 366 nucleotides. RefSeq names its product ragulator complex protein LAMTOR3-B-like. The transcript has a single exon. The record is from RefSeq and is a predicted model, not a curated record. Gene Ontology annotation, cellular component: Ragulator complex. Gene Ontology annotation, biological process: positive regulation of TOR signaling; cellular response to amino acid stimulus. Lineage: Eukaryota; Metazoa; Porifera; Calcarea; Leucosolenida; Sycettidae. Bases 1 to 366 code for a protein of 121 amino acids.